AUGAAUAAAUUAUUAUCCAAAUUCCAUCUUCAACAAUAUUUACCAUUAUUUCAACAACAUAACAUUGACUUUAAAACUUUCUUAACAUUAAAUGGACAAGCUUUGCAAUCUAUUGGAAUUAUAAAUGAAACUCACCGAAAUAUUUUAGUAAUUUGUAUUCAAAAAUUUUCCGAAUUAUUAAUCGCCAAAGCUGCUAUAAAUGACCCAACGUUAUUAAUCACAAACGACGAUGAAACCAAUCAUUUAAUUAAUGUCGAAGAUUCAACAGAAGAUUAUUAUGAAUCGGAAGAUCAAUCCGAGGAUCAAUCGGAAGAUUUUGACGACGGAGCCACCAUAGCUACAAUGGAAGCAGUAACGAAAGUUAUUAAAGAUGAGGAUUAUGAUAUUGAAUAUAAUGUUGAUAUGGUUAAACAACAUGAAAAUGAUCACCCAAUAGUGAAAAUCAUGGAAGCAGAACAUUCUUCCGUAGAAGGUUCAGAUCAUGAGAGUAACGUUGUGCAAACGGAAAUUGUGGAAAAUGAUGAUAUAUUAAUUAAUAAAAUUUCACGUGACCACGAAAGGCAUGAAUUACCUUCUUAUUAUGAAUCAAUUAAAAAUGAUUCAAGUGAAGAUGGGAAAGAAGAAUUACCUUCUUAUUCUUGUUCAGUAGGUAAAGUUGGUUACCUUAUGAAAAAGAAUGAAAUGGUUGCCGAAGAACAAAAGGCUAAUGAUAGAUCAUGGAGAAAAAUUUAUAUUCACUUGCGGGGAACCUUCAAUUCGCCAAUGAGUCAGUUCAGCAUGUAUGGAGCCAAAGUGACUCUUGCUUUGGAUUACACGAAAAAACGUAAUGUACUACGGAUGCGACUACUUAAUGGACGUUCCUAUCUAUUUCAAGCACCCGAUCGUUGCGAAUUUAUUUCAUGGGUUGAAAAAUUACAAUCUUCUGCAAAUAUUUCAACAACAAUAGAUGAACGAGAGAUGCCAAUGUUUAUCACCUUACCUACCAGACGACGAAGAGGAGUAUCACAACAACAAUCAAGAACAUGUUCAACGUUCAAUGAUAAUAAUCGAAUCCAUCAUUCUCUAACUCAAAUGACUGCUUCAGGAUUAACGUAUCAACAUUUUAAUGAAUUAGCAAGAGAGUUUCAAGUCGUCCAAGUUGUGGAUGUAUUACCUCAACAACAAUUAUUGUGGUGA
Messenger RNA from Diversispora eburnea, 1176 nucleotides. Lineage: Eukaryota; Fungi; Glomeromycota; Glomeromycetes; Diversisporales; Diversisporaceae. The record is from the annotation of a GenBank genome assembly.